AUGCGUUAUUUGCCAUGGUUUAUGGAUCCGUGGCACAUCCGUGGCGAUGUGUCACGGUUCCUGUUAGUUCGUCAACGCGGUGCUCUAUUUGAGAAGUUUCGUAUUGCUCUUCGUCGUAAGGUUCCUCUGCUUAGAUAUUUUUCGGGUCACCCCGUUGGUGAAUGGCCUGUAUCUGUGUCUGGUGUGCCUAUAAAUGUAUCUAAGGUUUCGGAAGAUCGUUCAAGUUUAACAUUUUUGGGUCAUCGUACAGUAUUACUUCAGACAUGUGGCGCUACUUUUCUUACCGACCCUUUAUUUUCACGUCGUGUUUAUAUGCCAUUUUUUGGCAUCCGUCGUGUAAGUAACCGUGUGAUAAAGUAUUGGGAGUGUCCUAUGUGUGACUUUGUCUUGUUAUCUAAUAAUAGUUACGACAGUGUUGAUUCUUUUAGUUUGCGUCGUCUUGGUGAUUUGGGUUCCGCUAUAGUUUUGGGUGGCAUGAAUGUAUCUCGUUUCGUCACAUUUUUUUUUCGUCGUUAUACAUAUCCUUUACGAUGGUAUGAGAGUGUGAAUUUCGGUAGUGUCGAGGUUACAUUUUUGCCGUCCUAUUCUAAUAGUGGUCGUCGUUGGUACCACCGUGACUUGUUACUUUGGGGUUCAUUUUAUAUCCGUUCUGAGGGUCGGUGUAUCUAUUACGGCGGUCGUACGGCGUACAAUGAUCACUUUCGUGAGAUUCGUGACUUUUUAUCGCAAAAAGGCUAUGGCAUAGACAUUGCUAUUUUGCCUAUUGGUCCUAAGUUCGACCUUAGCCCCGAGCUUACACCUGAAGAUGCUGUGAAGGCUCAUUUGGAUCUUGGUGCAAGGUACACUGUUGUCGUUGGUCAUGACACAUUCCCUAUCGGUCGUGAGUCUUAUGGCGAGCUUUCCUGUCGUUUGGAAUCUCAUUUACGUGAAUUUCAUCCUAGUUUACGUGAUAGGUUUGUGAUUUUACGUGAAGGUGAUACUCUGGAUAUCACUGAUUUGGAUUCCAUUGGCCUUGAGGCUGGUCAUCGCGCUCUUGUGUACAACCGUCUUACUGGUAUAGGCGAAGUUUUGGUUGGUGAGGGUACUCAUUUUUUGAUUCCUUGGUUUGAGCGUCCUAUAAUUUACGAUGUGCGCACUCGUCCGCGUACCUUGACAUCAUUGACUGGUAGUCGUGAUUUGCAGAUGGUGAACAUUACUUGUCGUGUUCUUUCGCGUCCUGAUGAGCGUCGUUUACGUGAUGUCUACCGUUCUUUGGGUCGUGACUACGAUGAGAAGGUGUUGCCAUCUAUAAUAAAUGAGGUUCUUAAGAGUGUGGUUGCUCAAUACAAUGCUUCUCAAUUGAUAACUCAAAGGGAGGUGGUCAGUAAAUCUGUGCGGGACCAAUUAGUUCAGCGUGCUCGUGACUUUAACAUUUUAUUGGACGAUGUAUCUUUAACGCAUGUUAGCUUUAGUCCUGAAUAUGAGAAGGCGGUUGAGGCUAAACAGGUUGCGCAGCAGCAGGCUGAGCGUAGCAAGUACAUAGUUUUGAAAGCUAAAGAGGAGAAGAAGUCUACAAUAAUAAAAGCUCAGGGUGAAUCUGAGGCGGCUCGUUUGAUCGGCAGCGCCAUUCGUGAUAAUCCUGCGUUUAUCACUCUACGUCGUAUAGACACUGCUAAGGAGAUCGCUGACAUCUUAUCGAAAUCCCAAAACAGGGUGUUGUUGAAUUCGGAAUCGUUAUUGAUAUCCCCUGGGAAGUGA
Messenger RNA from Babesia sp. Xinjiang, 1737 nucleotides. RefSeq names its product Prohibitin-2 (gene phb2). Bases 1 to 1737 code for a protein of 578 amino acids. The transcript is spliced from 4 exons. Gene Ontology annotation, cellular component: mitochondrion; membrane. NCBI's taxonomy places the organism in Eukaryota, Apicomplexa, Aconoidasida, Piroplasmida, Babesiidae. Gene Ontology annotation, biological process: mitochondrion organization. The record is from RefSeq and is a predicted model, not a curated record.